Leptidea sinapis is the source of this 6033-nucleotide messenger RNA. It is a transcript of the gene fbl, whose product is annotated as pantothenate kinase 3. The record is from RefSeq and is a predicted model, not a curated record. Lineage: Eukaryota; Metazoa; Arthropoda; Insecta; Lepidoptera; Pieridae. Bases 247 to 1692 code for a protein of 481 amino acids. Gene Ontology annotation, biological process: coenzyme A biosynthetic process. The transcript is spliced from 13 exons. Gene Ontology annotation, molecular function: pantothenate kinase activity; ATP binding. Gene Ontology annotation, cellular component: nucleus; cytosol.
UCAACUUGGUUACCUACGCUUUCCACUUUCCAGUUUUAAAUUUUCACUUUUGGACCGUAUUAACGUGUAAAGUAUGAUCAGCAAUUAGUAAUUCUGAAUUAUAUUUAUAUGAGACCCUUAAAUAUUCGUUGAAUUUAUUACCUGUGAAACCUCAUGACUGAUAUGCCUAGAAUGCAUGGUAAGAUGGACCGGUGACAAUCUCGUAGCAGCUUACCGCUGUUGUUUACUAUUGCCGAUGGCUCCAGCAUGCUGUUAGAUGUCCUGAGAACACUUUCAUACAGUCAAAAGCUAUCAACGUGGACACCUAUAUUCUUCGUGUUUAAAUUAAUGCGCCUGCACCGGUGUGAGGGGUGUCUUGCAGCGUGCGGUCCGGAGCGCCGGACUGCGCCCCCGCCUUCUAAGACCAGUCUCUGUUGCAGGCACACGUUAAUAAAGCGAUCAAGACGGCCACCGUACUCCGUGCCGCUGAUAAAGAAGGAAUCAUUCACAAGCAUGGCGGAGCAGACGCCUCCCAACCCCCCUGACACUAUGGCACCACCGAUGCCCUGGUUCGGCAUGGACAUCGGCGGGACCCUCACGAAGCUGGUGUACUUUGAGCCGCGCGAGAACAACAGACGCGAGCUGGACAAGGAGACAGAGGUUCUCAAGAGCAUCCGGCGGUACCUCACCAGGAACUCCGCGUACGGCAAGACCGGGAGGAGGGAUGUGCACUUACAGAUGGAGAAUGUAACAAUUCGAGGUCGUCGAGGAACUCUGCAUUUUAUCCGCUUCCCGACGAGCGAAGUCGGGGCGUUCCUACAGCUAGCUCGAUCCAAGGGCAUGGCAGCUCUGGUCAACACAAUCUAUGCGACCGGCGGAGGGGCAUACAAAUUCGAACAGGACUUUAUAAAGGAGGUGAAUAUGAGGCUGUCGAAGCUAGACGAGCUGGACUCUCUAAUAGCUGGUCUGCUGUUCGUCGACGGGAUGAACCCCCACGAGUGCUACUACUGGGCCCCAGACGAUAACAACGCCACCGACGAUGCGCCGCCAUAUUUGGAAGCGUCACUGAGCCAGUACGUGCGGAAGCCCUACGAUUUCUCCAACCCGUAUCCCUUCCUGCUGGUGAACAUCGGCAGUGGAGUCUCCAUGUUGGUGGUCAGUGGACCCAGCCACUACUACCGAGUCAGCGGUACCAGUUUGGGCGGUGGCACUUUCCUAGGGUUGUGCUGCCUUCUAACGGGCUGCAGUAGCUUCGAGGAGGCGAUAGCGUUGGCAGCUAGCGGGGACAACACUAGUGUCGAUAAACUAGUGAAGGACAUAUACGGUGGGGACUACGAGCGAUUCAGACUACCCGGGGAUUUGGUGGCGAGCAGUUUUGGGCACAUGUGCUCGGCUGAGCGGCGCGCGAAGGUGUCUCGCGAGGAUCUGGCGCGAGCGACUCUGGUCACCAUCACAAACAACAUCGGCUCCAUUGCGCGACUGUGUGCUCUCAACGAGAGGAUAGGACGGGUGGUGUUUUGUGGUAACUUCCUGCGCGUCAACCCGCUGUCUAUGAAGCUGCUCUCUUACGCCAUGUCAUAUUGGUCUAAGGGUGCUUUGAAGGCGUUAUUCUUGGAACACGAAGGGUACUUUGGUGCGGUGGGUUGCCUUCUACACUACGAUAUUAAAAACCACAAGCAAAAUAAUUGUGUCUCAAACAAUACCGACAGAUGAGCUUUAUAUGUUACGUUACUUAUAUAUAAUAUAUAUUUUGCAUUUUUUGUACACAGGGAUAUAGUGUAGGGUUUUGUUAAAAAAAAAAUAACCUCUUUGGUUUUUUAUUAGUUCACACAUAAUAACUGACACAAAAUUGUUAUUUGAGUUUCUCUCGAUACUGGGAUAGUUAAAAAUUUUAUUUAUACCAAAAUUUAUGGACAUUCAUAGUUCGAUGCCCGCGCGGAACAUAAAUUUUAGUAGAAAUAAACAUUCAACAAAAUAUUAUAUUGAAAUUGAACGCUCUAAGGCUUAGGCCACACUAUAGCUAAAACCGCCGCGGUUUUUAACCGCGAGAUUUUGUGAGUGGAAUAAACUAAUAUAUAAUUUGUUACAAAAUGGCGGAUACUGUGUCGUCAAUACAUUGACUUUCAAAUAAGAAUAAAGUCACAAUCACGCCAACAAUACAACACAAUAUACCACUUGACAGCCCGAUUAAUCAAUGUGUGCGCUAACUUAGACUCACGUUCCUUUUCUAUCUUGCUCCAUUGUUUUUAUGAAAAUAAGGGACAAGAUGAGCAGGACGUUCAGGUGGCAACUGUUACGCCCUGCAAAUUACAAUGCAGCAAUGAAGUGCCGCUCAAGAUUCUUAAAAAACACAGAAGUUCUGAGCGGCAAUACAAUUGCGCUCGUCACCUUGAGACAUAAGAUGUUAAGUCUCAUUUGCCCAGUAAUUUCACUAGCUACGGCGCCCUUCAGACCGAAACACAGUAAUGCUUACACAUUACUGCUUCGUGGCAGAAAUAGGCGCCGUUGUGGUAGCCAUAAUCUAGCCGGCAUCCUGUGCAAAGAAGCCUUCCACUGGUACAUAUCCGUUAGAGAUUUUCUUCUCUCUAGCACGAUUUGUUCGUCUAUAUCAUAGUUUCUCAACCUUAUUUUGCUCACCGCCCACUUUGAGAAUAUGUUUUUUCUAGAGUAUUUUCGUGUAUUUUUUUGCCUUUUUAGACUAUAUUUUUCAAUCUACCCACGCCCCAUCAAUGCCCCCUAAUUUUCUCUGGGUCUUCUACUGCCAUAUAUUGUCAGUCUAUAUUUCAUACCACAAGCGACUUAGCAGCAACUAAAAUCGCUUCAUUUGAACAAGUAAUAACCGCGCGCGGUUAAAACAGCAGUGUGGCCUAAGCAUAAUAAUGUAAGUGAUAACAGAUAACAAUAUAAAGUGAUAACCUUCACUUCUAGGAUUAAUACACAAAUAAAAUUUGAAAAACAAAAUUUUAUGAACGAUGCGGGAUUCGAACACACGACCUCCGGCGUUCCGUGCCGGUGCUCUAACCAACUGAGCUAACCGUUCGAGUACCGCCUCGUUAUAAAAUUCUGUUUGCUUUGUUCAACUCUCAUAAUGUACCGGCGAAGUUAUUUUUUAUUGAUUAAAAUGAACUUUUGUGUGAGUAAAAUAGCCAGAGCUUUAUUGAUAUAGUUGUCUUACAAUAGUUAUUGUUGUAUUUCACUACUUAAUGUGUCCAGUUGAUAUUUACUAAAUAAAUUCCGACGAAGUGAACUGCAUAUUAUUAUGGAAAAUCAUUGUCCUUUGCGACCCUACUUAUGACUAUAAUUGCGCACUUAAUGACACCGCACGUCGUAGUCGUGUAGUCUUAUCAUGAUGUCAUGACAACAGGCCAGGCUUAUUGCGUUAGUGUGCAUGACAAGCUACGACUUAUACUCGCGAUACGUUAUUCACUCUGUUUUAGUGUGCGUGUGCUGCUGAAAAUAGAGGCUAACAGUCCGCCGCUAUUGUUUUCGCCGUGUUCACAGCUGUCACAGUCAAUCUAGACGUAUAAAUUAUCUAUAAUGCUAGUUAACAAAACGCCGUUGAUCUGAACUGAAGCCAAACGUGCACUUCGUCUAUCAAUUAGUGGUCACUCGUUUGCUCUACGGAAUUUAUUUAUUAAGCAUUCCAACGAUGUAUACCUGGAUCUGGAUAUUGCCCUGCCAUCAAGUGAACCUUAAGCAGUUCUGAUCAUGCCCACACCUAGAAUUAUGAUUUGUGUAUGUUGGCAUCGAGCAAUAAGAAUGUGGCUGUUUGUUGAAACUCUUUGUGCAUGAAGGGAUCGAAAAAAAAACCAAGGAGUGUUGUUAUGAAAUUCAUUACAACAUUACAACACUCGUUUGGAUAAUGUAAUGGUUAUUACGACAUUGGGUGUUUUAAUGUUGGUAAAGCUAACUGUUUCAGAAUCUUUUAUAGAGGAUUUAAAGCAUGGGUAAAGAUAAAUAAAUAUAUAUUUAUAUGAGGGGUUAUAAAAGGUGUUAGUGUGAUUUAAUUUUGAUUCACCAGAUAAUAACUCUCGGGAUUAUAAUUCCAUACUGUUUAAACGAUAAAAUUGCCAACACAAUCAAAAAGUGAAUAUUUGGAAGCACAGUGUGACUACUGACCCAAGAGUAAGUUCCGUAUUAAGAGGCUUUAUAUUAUUUUUUUUAAACUGAAAUUGUGUGCACGACUUAAAACAAGUGAAUUUAUUAUAACAUAUUAACAUUAAUUGCAGGCUUUUUAAACAUUUUAAAAGUGGUGCAGAAAUUUUACAAAUAUGGAAUGGGAUUUAUUGAGCAUCUGAAAGUAGUGAUUACAGAUUGCUUCUUUAAUUUUGACUAUUUUUAUUUAUUUAAUUUUAUUCACCCUUUCCGUUGACCGUUGGUUCGCCAGCCAGUCUGUGUCUGGAGAGUGUUUUUAUAAUUUAUAGAUAUUUUACGUGGUGAUAGGGACUUCCAAGUUUUAUAGGUAACAGUAAUUAUUUGUAAAUAUCUUUUACGCAAUUUUAUAUUACGUAGAAUAGUUGAAAGUUGGUAGGGUAAAUGUGCUAAUUUCCGACUUCUUGAGAUUUUUGUUUUAAUCAAUAUUUUCCUAAUAUUUUUUCCUGGUAUCCUACGGGGCUAUAAAUUAUGGUGUUGUUUAUAAAGUCGUAUAAUUAUAACUGUAAGAGUUCUUCUAGUGACGCUACACUAAAUGAAAUAUACAGAUAUAUAGAUUUUAUUUUGAUAUAGCAUAAAGUAGCUUAACUUUGUUCAAAUGAUCAAAAUAAGUUUUAAUAUGAUGUCAUUAACUUAAAUUAAGAAGAAUACUGUAUUUUUACAACUCUUAUGUGUUGUUUUCUACUAGACGUCUUUUUGGGUUCAAAUUAAGAAUUUUAUUUGAAUUAUUUUUAUUUGUUUAUGCUACUCGAACCUAGUUUUUUAUUUUUGCAAUUGCAACUUUCAAUUUUAUUUUGUUAUUAAAGUUAUUGUUGCUAGAGAUCGGAAAUAAGUCGCUUAACUUAUAUUAAAAGACAAUAUCAAUCAUAUUAUCAUAAUUCCCUAGCUAGUUUUACUCUAACAGAAUAAACGAAGGUAGAAAAGUGAAUGCUAAAUUAUUUCGUAAAUUUAAAUGUAUGUGGUCACGAAAAAAUAAGAAUUCUAGAUUUACUAAACUAUUGUUUUUAUGACCUUUGAAUAUGAUAAAUUGCAUAAUAAUGUUUGACGCUGGCUGCUGAAUUAUUAUGAAUGUAUGCAUUUUUUUUUAAAUUUGUAUAACUUCUGUAAUACUUAACUCAAAAAUGUAUUUAAUGUUUCGUAAAUUCAGUUGAUACUAAUUUAAUAACAUUUCUUUCAAAAAUAUAUUAAUUGAAACAUGAUUUUUGAAACAUUUUGACUUAUCCCACUUAAUAUGCUUUUAUCUGUGGUACUCUGUGAAUGUAAAGUUUAGCCAAAAAUAUAUCAAUGAGAAGCUUUGUCAUUUUAGCGCCCGGCAAAAGCGAGAGUCUGCUAAAUGUACAUAAUAAAUUGUAUAAUAUUAUUUCAUAAUUCUAUGAUCGAUUCUGCUUCGUGGUAUUUAACCGAUUAUUAAUUGUUUUAUGAUAUAUUUUAUCGCACAAAGUUGUUGUUUCGCACUUAAAUUAUGAGGUCGGGUGGUUGGUUUCAUACGUGCAUUUUGUUAAACGAACAUAUGGAAUUCUUAACCGUAUAAAAUUCACUCUAGUGCCUAAUGUUAUUCCCAUAAAAAAUUAAAAGAAGAUUAGAAUAGUUUAGCCAUAGCAAAAAUGUUACUUAACAGAAUGUUCGUAAAAGGGCUAAGUGUACUAAUUAAAGAUCCCUUGCUUGUUUGUAACUCUGGAUAUGAUAUCUGUGAUUAAAUUGUUAAAAGUAUAGAUAUUCGUGAUUGAUUGUAAUAAAUAUCAAGGUGGUCCGCGAUUGGUCGCUUUACCCUAUCGGCGUGGUGGGUCUGUAUUCGCAUAAUUUCCUAUUUGAGCUGCGUAUUGUAUAUUAUUAUAUGAAUGAUGUUGAUAUACUUAGGUAAUUUUUAAUAUUUUAUAACGUGAUUAAAUAAAUCUAUUAUUA